Acanthochromis polyacanthus (spiny chromis) is the source of this 1502-nucleotide messenger RNA. RefSeq names its product cAMP-responsive element modulator-like. The record is from RefSeq and is a predicted model, not a curated record. Gene Ontology annotation, molecular function: RNA polymerase II cis-regulatory region sequence-specific DNA binding; DNA-binding transcription factor activity, RNA polymerase II-specific. Bases 3 to 446 code for a protein of 147 amino acids. Gene Ontology annotation, biological process: regulation of transcription by RNA polymerase II. Lineage: Eukaryota; Metazoa; Chordata; Actinopteri; Pomacentridae. The transcript has 3 exons. Gene Ontology annotation, cellular component: ATF4-CREB1 transcription factor complex; nucleus.
UGAUGUCAAUGCCUCUAAUUGUAAAUUGCACACACAGUCCCGCUGUUGGCUGUGGUAAUAUUUCACUGAGAGAGAAGACACUGGAGCAGGCAGUUUCUCUUGGAAAACCUGGGAGCAGAUACAGUAUGGCUGUAACUGGGGAUGAGACAGAAACAGGCUCUACAGGUGGUUUGGCGAGCUGCCAGCUGCGUAACCCCCCCUCCGGCGUCCCCCAGUAUUCAGCAGGAGUCAGUGCUCACAGCUCCCAGAAACCUGUAGAAGAAGCCUUACAGAAGAGGGAGCUCCGCUUAAUGAAGAACAGGGAAGCUGCCCGGGAGUGUCGACGAAAGAAGAAGGAGUAUGUCAGAUGCCUCGAACAACGAGUGGCUGUGCUCGAAAAUCAAAACAAGUCUCUGAUGGAGGAGCUGAGAGCCUUAAAGGACAUCUAUCGCCACAAAGUCGAGUGAUUCGUCCGAGCAGACGAGAAACCUGGAUUGUGUGGACUGUGCCGGUCUGUUUCUGUGGUGUGUCUUGAGGACUCUGCUUUUACAUAAACACACACUCACACAAAACACUCCCUGUCCUUGCUAUUAAAUGUGUUUACACGAUGAUGUCAAUGUUUCAGGCUCAGAAUUAUCCAGGCACCACCAGCAAAAACAACCUUGUUUCAGGUCAGAGUUAUCAGUGAGCUCUAUGAGGAACUAUUGGCCCAGACAGACUUCCAGAGCAAGAAGGAAGAAAUAUGUGUGGACACCUGCAGACUCACCACGCCUUACAGGAGACUGAGAACCAGAAGCUGCAGGACCAGGUGCUGAGGUUAAACUAACAAAAGAAAGAUCUCUCACUUAUGCCUAUGCUGCCAUCACUUUAACUGCACUGCAUUUUACAUUCCUUGUAAUCCACUUUCAGGAUUUGGCUCUUUUAGAACACUGUAUUAAGUGAUAGUGUUUGUGAUGGUAUGGAGGUUUGUUCAGGGAAAAUGCUGCCAGAAGCCAAAUGUUCAAUCACAAGGGCAUCACAUAGUUUGUGUUUGAUUUUUAAUUCACUUCACAAAUCCUAAUGCAAACAUACUCCAGGGGCUCAUUAGUCUGAUUCAUCCUUCAUGUUUAAUGCAGAGGCCUGUCAGGAUGUGUUGUGCAUCAGUGUCUGCUUCAAACAGUGGCGUUUUUUUGUUUUGUUUUUGCCCUAUUUCUCUAUAGUUUUGAGCUACUGCCACACAAUUGAUUGUAUAUUUAGUUAACAAAGACACGUUUGUGGAGAUGGUGGAAAUGAACUUCCUGUUAGGUUUACUUUUUGUGUGUGUGUGCUUUAUAUCCGUAUAUAUGGAUGCAUUAAGAGUUUUAUUGAUGUGUCAUUUGUUUUGAUGGCAAAUUUGUUUGCUAAAAUCCACCUAUUUCACUUACAGUUGGUAUUUUAUUUCUGUGACACUUCAGCUGUUGUCUUGUUAUGGUCACACCAAAUUUGAAGUUUCCUUAAUAUUUUUCAAAUGUUUUUGCUUCAAUAAAGUUCUUGUUCCAACUCUG